Molecule: messenger RNA, 1107 nt
Organism: Aspergillus tubingensis
Lineage: Eukaryota; Fungi; Ascomycota; Eurotiomycetes; Eurotiales; Aspergillaceae
Product: ribosomal RNA assembly protein mis3
Exons: 3
Coding region: 1-1107 (368 amino acids)
Cellular component (GO): nucleolus; small-subunit processome
Molecular function (GO): RNA binding
Source: RefSeq, a predicted model, not a curated record
AUGCCUUCCACCUACAAGAGGGACAAACCGUGGGACACGGAUGACAUUGACAAGUGGAAGGUCGAACCCUUCCAACCCGAUGACAAUGUCGCCGGUAGUUUCGCUGAAGAAUCUUCCUUCGCCACUCUGUUCCCCAAGUACCGUGAAGUCUACCUGAAGGAAGCAUGGCCCGUUGUGACAAGAGCGCUCGAGAAAUUCGGUAUUGCCUGCACGCUGGAUUUGGUCGAAGGUAGCAUGACCGUCAAGACGACCCGAAAGACGUUCGAUCCUGCUGCGAUCCUCAAGGCCCGUGAUUUGAUCAAGCUGUUGUCGAGAAGUGUGCCGGUGCAACAGGCUCUUAAAAUCCUCGAAGACGACGUCGCAUGCGACAUCAUCAAGAUCCGCAACCAAGUCCGCAACAAGGAGCGCUUUGUCAAGCGUCGCCAACGUAUUCUCGGCCCUGGUGGUUCCACCCUAAAAGCCCUAGAGCUGCUUACAAGCACCUACAUCCUGGUCCAGGGUAACACGGUCGCCGCCAUGGGCCCUUACAAGGGUCUUAAGGAAGUCCGCCGCAUCAUCAACGACUGCAUGGCCAACAUCCACCCCAUCUACCACAUCAAGGAACUCAUGAUCAAGCGCGAACUGGCCAAGGACCCCACCCUGGCGAACGAAUCCUGGGACCGCUUCCUGCCCAACUUCAAGAAGCGCACGCUCUCCAAGCGUCGCGUGCCGUUCAAGGUCACCGACAAGACGAAGAAGGUGUACACUCCUUUCCCUCCGGCACCGGAGAAGAGCAAGGUGGAUCUCCAGAUCGAGUCGGGCGAGUACUUCCUGUCCAAGGAGGCGAAGGAUCGGCAGCAGAAGGAGGAGGUCAUGGAGAGACAGCGGUUGAAGCGCGAGGAGAAGAUGAAGGAGCGCGAGAAGGCGUUCGUGCCGCCCGAGGAGGUGGACGCUGCGGAGGAGAAGAAGAAGGAGAAGAAGGAAAAGAAGGAGAAGAAAGAGAAGAAGAAGCGGAAGCGCGACUCCGAGGCCGCGGAUGUAGAUGGCGACGAUGGUGCCGAGAAGAAGGAAAAGAAGAAGAAGAAGAAGUCCAAGUCGAAAGAGGAUGCGUCGGAUGGCGAGGCGUGA